AUGUCUACUCACUGUAUUACCCACACCAAGAAUGCAACUCAGCAUCCUGGUCUUGCAGACAUGGUCCCAAAGAAGAAAUGUUGUAUGGCUGCAGAAGUAGCUGCUGAGCGUCAGGCUAAGUUAGAUGCCAAAGAAGAAAAGAAACAUGCCAAGGCUGCUGGGAUCAAAUGUGUCGCUGAAUAUGAGAAGAAACAAGCAGACAAGGAUGCAUCAACCAAUACUAUCCUGCAGGCUGCAGCCUUACCAAAGUCAAAGCCCUGUCCAAGGCCCAUUCCAAAGAAGAUUCGUGCAAAACCCUCUCCACCUCCUGAAGAUGAUGGAUUCAUUUCUGAUGUUGAGAUGGACGAUGCUGUCAUUGACACCAGCGCCUUCAACUCAGAUCCAUCCCAAGCCUCAGAAACUGACACCCACAUGGAUGGCUCAGAGCUGAGUGAAACUUAUACUUUGCCACCAAAAAAGAAGGCGAGGGUUGACAAACGGGAGGGCAGAAAAACACUUCUUGGUCCCACACCAAGUGGCACCCCUCAUAGGAUCACGAAAAGUUUCCUAUCAACAUGGUGCCCAACGGCGUCAGAAGCUAAACCCAAAACCCUAUCAAAAGAAUCUAAGUCCCCAUUAUUAUCGUUUAAAACUAAAAAUACUAGAAAAUGGCCACUGGAAAACUGCACAGCAUGA
Molecule: messenger RNA, 675 nt
Organism: Suillus fuscotomentosus
Lineage: Eukaryota; Fungi; Basidiomycota; Agaricomycetes; Boletales; Suillaceae
Exons: 1
Coding region: 1-675 (224 amino acids)
Source: RefSeq, a predicted model, not a curated record